AUGGAGUCUAACCGCCUUUUCCGCUUCCCGAAGCCAGCAUGGAUGAACAGCGCAAACACCAGGACAGCCGGCGUCUACCUGGCGGGAGCUCUGUUUGCGCUGGGUUUCUACACCCUCAUCGACAUAUCCGUCUGGUCCAAAUCUGUCAUGAACCCUUCCCAGCCUGCCGUGCACAUCACCUUCGUAGACUGGAUCCCCGGCAUUUGCUCUGCGCUCGGCAUGCUCGUCAUCAAUUCGAUCGAUAAGUCGCGGCUCAGCGCUGACAGCUUCUCCUAUUCUGGAAAUGGGGUUGCGUGGAAGGCGAGGCUCGUCCUGUUCCUGGGCUUUGCGCUGUUGGCUGGAGGAUUGGCGGGAAGUGUGGUAGUACUAGUGAUGAAGUAUAUUGUACAGGAGUAUACCUGGCCGACUAUCUGGAUGGGGGUGGGAAAUGUCGUGGCAAACGGGCUAGUGAUGCUAAGUUCGGCUGUGCUCUGGAUUGCGCAGAACAUGGAGGACGAGUAUACCUACAACUUGGCGCUCUAA
Molecule: messenger RNA, 522 nt
Organism: Cucurbitaria berberidis CBS 394.84
Lineage: Eukaryota; Fungi; Ascomycota; Dothideomycetes; Pleosporales; Cucurbitariaceae
Product: UPF0220-domain-containing protein
Exons: 3
Coding region: 1-522 (173 amino acids)
Biological process (GO): late endosome to vacuole transport via multivesicular body sorting pathway; protein targeting to vacuole
Cellular component (GO): Vps55/Vps68 complex; fungal-type vacuole membrane
Source: RefSeq, a predicted model, not a curated record